Messenger RNA from Salpingoeca rosetta, 2525 nucleotides. RefSeq lists its product as uncharacterized. Gene Ontology annotation, cellular component: centrosome. Lineage: Eukaryota; Choanoflagellata; Craspedida; Salpingoecidae. The transcript is spliced from 9 exons. The record is from RefSeq and is a predicted model, not a curated record. The coding region runs from base 87 to 2252 and encodes 721 amino acids.
CGUUGGCCGGCAAAUUUUCAAACCAUCCAUCCAUCCUCGCUUGCAAACACAACCUCCAAAGCCAACAAGCAACAAGCAACAAAAGCAUGGAUUCUCCAACAUCACCGCCACGAACAGAGAGCCGUGGCUCAACACCAGCGCCAUCUCAGGCGCCAUCUGCGGACGACUACCUGAGCUUGCUGCAGUUCACCAACAUCACACCGCGCACCGCCGCAACCCAGCACUUGGAGCGCUUGCACAGGGCAAAGCAACAGCCCCGGCCGCUGCACUGGGAUGACGCGCUGCUGCGGUUUGCCAUGGAUCACGACGAGAGUGGCGCAAGUGAUGCUGCACGUGCGCCUGGCGCGUCCUCAUCCGGCCGACACAUGCGCGUGCCGGACGCUGCACGCGUGCUGCCUGAUGGCGCGAACACGCUCGAUGACGACAGUGACGGUUUGGCGGGCGAGCGCGUGGACGAGCACAACACGGCAGAGGCCGUGGCGUCUGCAUAUGACCAACACGGCGGCAGCGCGCCGCUGGACGGGUUUGAUCCGCGCCGAACCGUUGACGACAUCUUGGAGGAGUACAGGGCGAGCAAGCGGCGUCAGGGUGAUGGCGAUAAUGGCGAGAACGAGGGAAAGGACAAGGGGGGCGGUGCAUCGAAGCGACAAAACAGAAAACAAGGGCAAGACCAAACCGUGACAACGGAUGAAGAUGAAGAGGAGCAAGAAGACAGCAGCAACACUGGUGCAGUCCAGACUGACAGACGCAGAGCACCAAACCUAACCACCUUUGCGGGGGCAACCACAGCCCAGAGAGAACGCGCACGUGGACCAACAUCUGCCAAUCGGCCUGCAGGUCGGUCGCGUUUGGGACAGCAGCGCAAUCGCCGUCGCGAGCACCAGCGGCGUGCACAGCAGCAGCAGCGCGAGGUGGAGGCCGCAGUUAUGCGGGAGCAGGAGGGGGUGCGACAACAACAGCAGCACCACGUGACGGCACUCUUACGCGAUAUGGACUGCGAUGCACACAGCAGUGAACGCAUUCAGCGCAUGGCGAAGGACGCGGUGGAGGCUCUGAGUUCACCCACGCGUGAUGAUGAUGACGAUGAGCAGGAGGAAGGGGAAGAGGGCGAUGGCGGUUACGGUGGCAGCUUCCGGUAUGGCAGAGGGCGUGGCGGUCAUGGCGGUCAUGGUGAUGGUGAUGGUGGUGGCAACGAUGGUGAUGGUGCACGGGAUGCUGGAUUGACGCACUUGGAGGCAGCCAUGAAGUCAUUGUGCAACUCGAUGAAGACGCACCUCUUUUCCGAGUAUGGCCGGGCGAAGAGCGAACUGCUGCUGUCGUUUGAGCGCACGCUGGAGAAGGAGAGAGCCGAGCACCAGCGGCAGAGGCAACAGCUCACUCGAGAGCUGGAAGGGCUGCGGGAUCUCGUGUCCACAUAUGAGACGCACCUGAGACGAAAAGACGAUGUGAUUGCAAACACGACCAACGCUCUUGCGUCACAGCGCGAGAAGAUGCGCGCGCAAAAGUCGCUUGCGCAGUGGCACGUGCAGGCCGUGGACCAGCGUCGCGCGGCGUUUACAAGCAAGAUUGCCUGCAAGCACGCGCGCCGGCAGGCGAUGAUCAGGGCAUUUCGUGGCUGGAGGAGCGUGAUUGAGAACAAGUGGCGCCAGCGCAUCGAGCGAUCCUGCCGGCUGCGAGCAGAGGAGAUUUGCCACGACAUGAGCGCAGAAUACGAAGACAAGCUCAAGCAGGUUCGGGCACAGCUCUUGGCAGCGCAGGCUGAAGUUGAGCAAUCGCGAGUGAUGCGCGCACAGCAGGAGGAACGCAUGAAGAAGGCAUUCAUGCGAGGCGUGUGUGCGCUGAACAUGGAGGCGAUGGAGGUCUUUGACAAACGCGCGUACGACAACCAGUUUCAAGACCUGCAGCAACCGCAACAACACGAGUUUCAACAGCCCCCGCAGCAGCACUUCCAGCACCAAGCACAGCGGCAGCAGCAGGGGCGUCCACGGGUGACGCUCGAUACAGUGCCGCGCUCGCACGCACCGCCGCACCCGACAGCCGGGCCACCACACCCGCGGCCAAUCGCAUCAUCGUCAUCGUCAUCGUCGUCGUCAUCAACGCCAUCGCCAACACACGGCUUCUCCCAGCGUGGUGGCGGCGACAACAUGACGUUGCGUGCGCAACAACGGCGGACGGACGUGCGUGUUGCAACACGUGGAACCCCCGUGGUGUCGACGCGCCACGGCGAGACAGGUGUCAAGCUCGUAUCGUGAUGUGCACCGACUCACACUGACUUCCACGCCAGCCUGCCCUCCCUUUCUGCAACUGCCUGCCUGCUGUUGCUUGUUCUGCUUGCUUGGCCUUUUGUUGUGCAUUGGGCCUGCUUCCUGGUUUCUGUUUCCCCAUUUGUACACACGCGCGCGCGCGCAUCACGCACGUGCUCUUGUUCUUGUGCGCUUUCCUGCUUGUUUAACUUGAGCUUGCGCGCGGCGUUGGAAAGACAUUGCUCAUCGACGCAAUCUUCGAAUAACGAAGCGACAACAAAC